AUGUCGGGAGUAUUGUCGACACCGCUGACGCCGUCGUACCGCAGCUCUGCCGCGCCGUACCGUGAGGCGCAUUUCGGCCAUGCUAGCGGUGCCUUACGCCCGCAUCGGGCCCCGCUUAACCGCGGCAUCCGUCGCACCGCGGAGUGCCCCUGUGCGGUGCGACUGUACCACAUGACGGGUCAAGACAUCGCUGCUCGCAGCGAGUACUGCAGCGUUGUCUUGGGAGCCCCUUCCGUGGGUAUCUCCCAAGGGGCGCAACCGGGAGCACUGUCACCACCACCCGGCGACCAAGCGGUGGCUGCGGCGGGUGCAGGGCCGUCGCUGGCGUCGACUGCCGGCGCUUCUGCCGCGGAGCGGCCUAUCGCGGUGCAGCUCGCCUGGGCGGACACCACCGUGUGGGAGGUCGCCUUGACAGCUCUCCGGGCGGUUCGAUCGAAGGCGGAUGCUGCGUACAAGUCCGACACUAAGCGUGCGGCGCGGCAGGCGAAUGGCGGCAUCACCGUGCCCGCCUCGGCCGCGCCGGGCCGACGGCAACAGGUGGCCGAGGAGGAUUACAGCGACAGCAAAGACGGUGAGGAAGAGGCGCCGUACUCGACUCCUCUCCCGCGCUACCAAGUGGAGCUGCUGACCGGCACAGUGAGCCCUGAAGGUCGGGCAUCGGUCUUGCCGCUCUGCAUGGUGAACUGUCGCCAAGUCGUCUAUGGUCAUCGGGCGUUGCUCCCCGUCCGCAGGGGCGACUGUGUGGACUACAACACAGCCCUGUAUGAGCUACCCUACAACCUUGGCGACCCGGUCUUUGUGACGUGCACCCGCACCCGGUGA
This is a messenger RNA of Leishmania major strain Friedlin, 822 nucleotides long. RefSeq lists its product as hypothetical. The transcript has a single exon. The record is from RefSeq and is a predicted model, not a curated record. Lineage: Eukaryota; Euglenozoa; Kinetoplastea; Trypanosomatida; Trypanosomatidae. Bases 1 to 822 code for a protein of 273 amino acids.